Solanum dulcamara is the source of this 838-nucleotide messenger RNA. RefSeq lists its product as uncharacterized. The transcript has a single exon. NCBI's taxonomy places the organism in Eukaryota, Viridiplantae, Streptophyta, Magnoliopsida, Solanales, Solanaceae. The record is from RefSeq and is a predicted model, not a curated record. The coding region runs from base 126 to 662 and encodes 178 amino acids.
GUUUCUAAAAGCUUCAAGGUGGCUCAGGCCCAAAUAACUCUGAUCCAUACACCUAUCCAGACCAUUUCCACUUCACCUAUUUGUAUCAUCUCGAAUCUCAGUCUCAAAACCGUAACCAGGAAAUCAUGUGGGUCGCUCGACAAUGGAGUCCAUGUAUUCCACACACGCAAUUCACCACCAUUAAUCCGGCCGCGAUGUGCCUUCCAGUCGCCGUUCCUGUGAAUCGCCUUUCGACCGGCAUUCCGAAGAAGUUUCAGCUCUACUCGCAGCUUAGAAACCUCGAUUUAGGUUAUACAGCGGAGAAAAAGCAGCAAACACGGAAGAAAUCACAAACAAAGCAAAGAGCAGAAGAACAAGUAGAAGAAAAGCAAGGAAAUUCGAAGAAGAAACUGAGCGGUAUUGAUGUAUUGCAGGCGCUGGAAAAAGCGAGAGCUCAGAAAAUGAAGAAAAAGAGAAAUGGAAGAGAUAGUUCAUUGUUAAGUAGUAGAAAAGUGACUGAACAGAGAAGAAAUGGAACACCAGAAGAUGAAGCUGUGGCGGAUUACAAAAUUGUUCGACCAUUGGGCAUAAAAGAAGAUUGGGGAAGUCGUUUGGAUGAACUGGAAAAAAGACUUGUGGAUACAACACCUGCUGCUUCAAUAUGCACAAUUGCUGAAUACUAACAUACAUACAUACAUACACAUGAAACAGUUUAUUAUUCUGAUUUUACUGCAUUCUUCACCUGCAAAUCCCUGUAACUUGAUGCCUAAUUAUAAUAUAGGUUUUUUGAUCUUGAGUGUUCGGUAUUUGAUUCAAUGAUUUAUGCUCAUCCCUAAUGAAUACGACUAAUUAUUAUCUA